Molecule: messenger RNA, 1789 nt
Organism: Camellia sinensis
Lineage: Eukaryota; Viridiplantae; Streptophyta; Magnoliopsida; Ericales; Theaceae
Source: RefSeq, a predicted model, not a curated record
UAGAUGAUCCGAAACAUGAAGUUUCAUGUUCUGAAAUUUAUGUUAACAUGGAUUGCAGAGGGUUUUGUGAAAAUGUCAAGUACCCAACAACCUGAAGAUAUAGCCGAUAAAUAUUUGAAAGAACUCGUGCACAGAAACAUGAUUGAAAUAGUAACAAGGAAGGAAGAUCGAAGGCAUAAAACAUGCCGAAUGCCAAGCUUUCUUCAUGAUUUCUUCUUUCAAAAAUCUGAGGUUAUAGGAUUUAUUCACGCCCACCAUUGCAGAGCGAAUUGUACACCUAUAGAUUCAACUGCUCAGCUUAAUACAGAUUCACCGGCUGAUCAGCCUAAUACAGAUUCAUCUGCUCAGAAUAAUAUAGAUUUACUUGCUCAGCCUAAUAAUGUUUGUUUAUCAGAUGUUUGUUUUAAAGCCCAAACGAGAGGUCCAUCCAACGAAAAAAUCAAUGAGUUGCUUAAAACAAUUAUCGAUAGGAGGGGAUCUAGAGGUUUUGUGUUGACGAGGGUGCUUGAUCUAGAAGGUGCCCACAGACCUUUGCUACAUGCGAAACUCGGCAAGUUUUUGAGCAACUUAAGGUACAUAAGCUUGCGAUGGACCGGUAUAGACUCAUGUCCGAAGUCUAUUGGCGAUCUACCGUGCCUGGAGACUUUAGAUUUGAAGUAUACUAACAUAACCAAUCUGUCGAGUUCCAUUUGGAAGGCGAAGAACCUUCGACAUCUGCUUAUGAACGAGGUGUCCAUUCCAAAGCCGUCAUCAUCAAAACAGUCUUCAACUUCAAUGUCCAACAUUCAGACCUUAACGGGCCUCCGUAUCGGUUUUGAGGACCCCAAAGAAUACGGCUUGAACAGAUUCACCAGCCUUCGGAAAUUGGGACUGACUUGCCAUUCAAGAUCAUCAGUGGAGAAAACAUGGGAUUGCAUCUCACAACGUAACAAACUUCAAACUUUCAAGCUGAGAUCAAGAGAUCAUCAAUUCGGUCAGCCUUUAGAGCUCGUGAUUCCUGACAAUCUGACAAUCCAUCCGUCUCUCUCAAACUUAUAUUUGUUCGGAGUGUUCGGAAUGUUCGAAGUUCGAAACCUUCCCCAAAACCUCAAAACCCUGACACUGUCAAUGUCGAAAAUCAAAGAAGAUCCAAUGCCGGAGCUAGGGCAGUUUCUGCCUCAGCUGAACAUACUCAGGCUUUUUGCUGACUCUUUUGUAGGGGAGAAAAUGAAUUGUCUUGGUGGGGGAUUUCCCAAACUUCGUGUGUUGAAAUUGUGGACGUUAGAAACCCUCAAGGAGUGGAUCGUUGAGGAAGGUGCUAUGCCCGAACUUGAAGAAUUAGAAAUUAGAGGUUGUGAAAAACUGGAAAAGUCACAAGGAUUGGAGCGGCUGAGUCACCUCAAGGAAUUGACUUUAACAAACAUGAAGCGGGAAUUUGUAGACGAUGUUAAACAAAAUCUGGCGUCCGUGGACAGAUCGCACAUACUACUCACCAACAAGUUCAAGUCUUCAACCACUCUUGCAUAUGAUCAGGCGCGUGACCAGGGUCAGUGAUAAUUGCCUGGAGAUCAGUUUUGUCAGCCAACCAUCGCGCCUCCGGAUAAGGUUCCCGAGUUAAAGUGUGGCUGUGAUUCUACAAACAAGUUUUAAGUUAUGUUUUCUUCUGUUUGUCUAAACAGUUUUGUAUACUUUGUAUUUAGGGCUAAGUCCCUUUGACUGUAUCUGUGUUGGUGAUGUAAAACUAACGUAAAUAUGACGUCACAUAUAUGUAUAUAUGCUUUAAAUUUUACGUCACAUGUAUGUCUGCAUA